Jaculus jaculus (lesser Egyptian jerboa) is the source of this 1886-nucleotide messenger RNA. It is a transcript of the gene Sox17, whose product is annotated as SRY-box transcription factor 17. Gene Ontology annotation, biological process: vasculogenesis; positive regulation of transcription by RNA polymerase II; angiogenesis. NCBI's taxonomy places the organism in Eukaryota, Metazoa, Chordata, Mammalia, Rodentia, Dipodidae. The transcript is spliced from 2 exons. Gene Ontology annotation, molecular function: RNA polymerase II cis-regulatory region sequence-specific DNA binding; DNA-binding transcription activator activity, RNA polymerase II-specific. Bases 271 to 1530 code for a protein of 419 amino acids. The record is from RefSeq and is a predicted model, not a curated record.
CGGACCACCGGCUGGGCGUGGGCCUAAGGACGCGGGUCCGGCCCGCCCCCGCAGCGCCAUUGGCCACGUCUAUACAGAAAAGGGCUCCCGGCGGGGCCCCCGCAGUGUCUCUUGGUCAACCUCGGGCACUGGAUCUCGUUGCACUUGGACUGGUCCUGAGCGAAGGCGGCGGGUUCGCGCCUGGAAACCCGCGCAGCCCUCGGGGCAUCUCCGGGCUCGCUCCCCACCCCUAGUCGAGGGUAGCGGAGCGCGGGGCAGGUCUGGAGCGCCAUGAGCAGCCCGGAUGCGGGAUACGCCAGUGACGACCAGAGCCAGUCCCGGAGCUCGCUGCCCCCGGCGAUGGCGGGGCUGGGCCCGUGCCCCUGGGCCGAGUCACUGAGCCCCCUCGGAGACGUAAAGGUGAAGGGCGAAGCGGCGACGAAUAGCGGAGCACCCGCGGGGGCGUCCGGCCGAGCCAAGGGCGAGUCUCGCAUCCGGCGGCCCAUGAACGCCUUCAUGGUGUGGGCUAAAGAUGAGCGCAAGCGUCUGGCACAGCAGAACCCGGACCUGCACAACGCCGAGCUGAGCAAGAUGCUAGGCAAGUCGUGGAAGGCGCUGACGCUGGCGGAGAAGCGGCCCUUCGUGGAGGAGGCCGAGCGGCUGCGCGUGCAGCACAUGCAGGACCACCCCAACUACAAGUACCGGCCCCGGCGCCGAAAGCAGGUGAAGCGCAUGAAGCGGGUGGAGGGAGGCUUCCUGCACGGCCUAGCCGAGCCGCCGGCCGCCGCGCUGGGCCCCGAGGGCGGCCGCGUGGCCAUGGACGGCCUGGGCCUGCCUUUCCCCGACCAGGGCUUCCCCACCGGCCCGCCGCUGCUGCCCCCGCACUUGGGCGGCCACUACCGCGACUGCCAGGGCCUGGGCGCGCCCCCGCUCGACGGCUACCCGCUGCCCACACCGGACACGUCCCCGUUGGAUGGGGUGGAGCCGGAGCCGGCCUUCUUCGCUGCCCCGCUACCUGGGGACUGCCCGGCGGCUGGCACCUACACCUACGCGCAGGUGUCGGACUAUGCGGUGCCCCAGGAGCCGUCCUCGGGCCCCUUGCAUCACCCCCGGCUGGGUCCCGAGCCCGCCGCCGGCUCCGCGAUGUCGGGCCUCCUGGCGCCCCCCAGCGCCCUGCACAUGUACUACGGCGCGAUGGGCUCCCCCGCGGCCGCGGCGGGGCGCGGGUUCCACGUGCAGCCUCCGCAGCAGCUGCCACCCCAACAACAGCAGCAGCAGCACCCCACGCCCGGCCCCGGGCAGCCGUCGCCCCCUCCGGAAGCGCUGCCCUGUCGGGACGGCGCGGACCCCAGCCAGCCCGCCGAGCUGCUCGGGGAGGUGGACCGCACGGAAUUUGAACAGUAUCUGCACUUUGUGUACAAGCCCGAGAUGGGUCUUCCUUACCAGGGACACGACUGUAGUGUGACCCUCCCAGACAACCACGGGGCCAUUUCCUCCGUGGUGUCGGAUGCCAGCUCUGCAGUAUAUUACUGCAACUACCCUGACGUUUGACUGGUCCCCAGAAGCCCCAGCCUGCAGGUCAGAAGCACCGUUGCUCCACGCUUCCUGGAAGAGCAAAGGAAAUCCUUAGCGUCAUGUUUCUUUUUUUCCUUUUUUUUUUUUUGAAGUUGCCUUCGCACAUAAUUUAUGGUAAUUUAUUUUGUCUGCCACUUGAACAGUUGGGGGGGAGGUGUUAUGGGAAGCUUUGUUUUAACCUAUAUUCAGGGACUUGUUCUCCAUCGUGUUAUCAUCCAAACCUGGUUUGUUUCCAAUCUCCUUCAAGUAGCCCAGUUUUCAUGUGUCUAAAUACAACUUGCUCCAUUUCUUGGAAAGUAUUGAUCAAAGAAAUUUUGUCCCGCAUGUUUUUU